Xenopus laevis (African clawed frog) is the source of this 859-nucleotide messenger RNA. It is a transcript of the gene rgcc.L, whose product is annotated as regulator of cell cycle L homeolog. Lineage: Eukaryota; Metazoa; Chordata; Amphibia; Anura; Pipidae. Gene Ontology annotation, cellular component: cytoplasm. The coding region runs from base 126 to 512 and encodes 128 amino acids. Gene Ontology annotation, biological process: regulation of cell cycle. The record is from RefSeq and is a predicted model, not a curated record. The transcript has 5 exons. Gene Ontology annotation, molecular function: protein kinase binding; protein kinase activator activity.
CAGCCCGCUAGUAUGAAAGGGACAUGCUGGCAACCGGGAGCUUAGACAAGUUCUACUCUUGGCCGGGGAAGGAGUAAGCGGUGCGCACAUUGGAGGAUAAUACGGCGCAUAUUGUUACUGAAGAGAUGAAGUCCCCUAAGGUGAAGAGAGCAGCCAGAGCUGCCUUCAUUGAAGAUGAUGACUUGAACGAGGUGCUGUGUGAAUUCGAUGCCGUCAUAGCAGAUUUCUCCUCCCCUUUCAACAAAAGGCGCUUCCGUUACGAUGAACACCUCCAGACUAUGAAGAGGAGGAGCACCGCUAGUAUUAGCGACAGUGGAAUCAGCGACUCAGAAAGUGGCGACUCUCUUUAUAGAAACAGUUUUAGCUUCAGUGAUGAAAAGCUGAAUUCUCCUACACUUUCUUCUCCAACGCUGUCCUCUCCGGUGGAUACCCCUCAUAAAGCAAGACUUGGAGAUACAAAAGAGUUGGAGGACUUUAUUGCUGACCUUGACAGAACACUAGCAAGCAUGUAAUUGCAGUCUGUAUCUUAAGUGAUAUGCUGUGACACCGAAGGCUCUAAAUCCCAAUGAAGUAAAUGCCCAGGUCAGAAGCUCCCUCACCCCAUCUGAAGGCAACGUCCCAGCUCACAGCUUCUUCCCUCAAUCUGGCCUGACUGCAUGAGUGAGAAGCGGCUGAUACACAUGUUAAUACUUUAAAGAUACAGUUGUGCUGUAUCAUUUUUUUUACUUUAAUAAUGCUCAAAUGUAAUUUAAAAUGCUUUUAAUAGAUAUAUUGUGUUAUGUUCUAUAGUUGAAAAAUAUAAUGAAACUUUUCCAUUAUAAUAUAUUUUUGUAUAUAAAUAAAUAAAACACUGGCUGAA